AUGACAUGGCUGGCCAUUCACGCUUUCAAAAAUGAGAGGUUCAGAGACAUUGUGAUGAGUCCAACAUCGAGCCCGAGGCGCAGCCGUUUGGAAUUUAGCCAGCCAGUACGCUUUCAUGCGCGACAUCCAUGUCUGGCUGAAUGCACGAGUCGGGAUACGACAGGAUCUUUGAUUUGCCUAGAUCUCUUGGGUGCCUCGCGCCCGGGAGAGCCGGGCCUGGGGGUUCUGAUGGUACGCCUGGUUGCCCGCUCACCGGGAAACAUCGGGAGCAGACCGUUGACAGGUAAGGAACGGCGCCGUUUGCCCCCGUCUGUGGGUCUGCACGGACGACGGGUGGAAACGGUGCAGCCACAGCCGCCUUCCGGUCCCGAAACCUUGGGAUGGAUGGUGGACUGUCCUUUUUUUUGUGCCCUUGUUUUGUGGGUUGGCGUGGCUUUAGUCGGAGGAUCGCUAGUCGCUUCGAAAAAAACGUUGUUCAUUGAGUUUAGAGCGCCACAAGUGCAGGCCUUGAAACGACGUCAAUCUUGUCUCGGCCUCGCGAUCGCGUUCCUCAGAUUUCAAUUCCCGCAUCUCGUAGAGUUUAGGAGAAUUAUUAGUAGAGGAAAAGGUGUCCUUGGUGGAUGCUCGUGCAUAUUGCAUGUCCACGACCGACAGAGCUUCCCAGCGGUGUUACAUAGUACCGGUCGUGGGUCUAAGUGA
Molecule: messenger RNA, 699 nt
Organism: Colletotrichum abscissum
Lineage: Eukaryota; Fungi; Ascomycota; Sordariomycetes; Glomerellales; Glomerellaceae
Exons: 3
Coding region: 1-699 (232 amino acids)
Source: RefSeq, a predicted model, not a curated record